Brassica oleracea var. oleracea is the source of this 1629-nucleotide messenger RNA. RefSeq names its product cyclin-A2-3-like. NCBI's taxonomy places the organism in Eukaryota, Viridiplantae, Streptophyta, Magnoliopsida, Brassicales, Brassicaceae. Gene Ontology annotation, molecular function: cyclin-dependent protein serine/threonine kinase regulator activity. Gene Ontology annotation, cellular component: nucleus; cytoplasm; cyclin-dependent protein kinase holoenzyme complex. Gene Ontology annotation, biological process: mitotic cell cycle phase transition; regulation of cyclin-dependent protein serine/threonine kinase activity. The transcript is spliced from 8 exons. The coding region runs from base 265 to 1482 and encodes 405 amino acids. The record is from RefSeq and is a predicted model, not a curated record.
CUUGUGCAUCCACAUACCUGCAUUUAAUUUGCGUCUGAGCCGACGAGUUUUGUCUUCUGGGUUUCUUGCAAAUCAGAAUGUGAAGACAACAAAGAAGAGCACAUGAGUUCUAAUCUUUUGGGUUUCUCAGGAUCUGUUCGUUUUCCCGAGAAAGAACUCUCCUUUCUUGUUUUUGCUGUAAAACCCAACAAAAAGAAAGAAACCGUUUGGAUCUCAUGAAGCAGUCCUAAGAGGACUCAAGACUUCAAGGUUGUGUCUUCAAACAUGGAGAAGGAAAAUGCUGUCUCUCGUCCUUUCACUCGUGCCUUUGCCUCUGCCUUGCGCGCUUCUACUACACAUAAUCAACAGAGAGCAAACAGAAAAAGACCAGCCUCGGAGGAGGAUAAGAACAUCACUGCACCCACAUUCAAUAAGAAGAAGAAGAAGCGAGCGGUUCUAGGAGAUAUCUCAAACGUUGGCUUCAAUGCAGCUAAACUCGAGGCGAAAAACAUCAUCAAGCAGGUCAAGAAAGAAUCGGUUGAUACCUCAGAAGUCACAGAUCUUCAGUCCAAGACCCAUGCAAAAGCUGAAGAAGUAUCAAAUGACACAGCUGAUAACUGUAAAAGUGAUGUUAUUGGUAGCUCAACUGCAUUAGAAUUAGAUAUCCCAAAAGUCAUAAACAUUGAUUCAGAUGAAAAGGAUCCUUUACUCUGCUGCCUCUACGCCCCUGAAAUCUACCACAAUUUGCGUGUAUCAGAGCUUAGACGCAGACCGGUUCCAGAGGUGACACAGAAGGAUGUCACUCACUCCAUGCGUGGAAUUCUAGUUGACUGGCUUGUGGAGGUCUCUGAGGAAUACACGCUUGUACCCGACACUCUUUACCUCACAGUCUAUCUCAUAGACUGGUUCCUCCACGGAAACCACAUAGAAAGACAGAAUCUUCAACUCCUUGGCAUCACUUGCAUGCUAAUUGCCUCGAAGUAUGAGGAGAUCUGUGCGCCACGUGUCGAAGAGUUCUGCCUCAUGACGGAUAACACCUACACAAGAGAUCAGGUCCUGGAGAUGGAGAACCAAGUGCUUGCGCAUUUCAGCUUUCAGAUAUACACUCCCACUCCGAAAACUUUCCUAAGGAGGUUUCUCAGAGCAGCCUCUUCUUACCUGAGCCAGCGCCGCCUUGAACUGGAGUUUCUAGCCAGCUACUUGACGGAGCUGACGUUGAUAGACUGUCGUUUCUUGAAGUUUCUUCCUUCAGUCAUCGCUGCUUCAGCGGUUUUUCUUGCCAAAUGGACAUUGGACCAGUCAAACCACCCAUGGAAUCUAACUCUUGAGCACUACACAACGUACAAAACGUCUGAUCUGAAAGCAUCUGUACAUGCGUUGCAAGAUCUGCAGCUUAACACCAGAGGUUGCCCUUUGGGUGCUAUACGCAUGAAGUAUAGGCAAGAAAAAUUCAAAUCUGUGGCGGUUCUUAUAUCUCCAAAACUACUUGACACACUAUUCUGAAGGAGUAAACCGAACGGUUUAACUCCUAACCGAUAAUUGAUCUGUAACGUUGAUGAUCCGGUUCGUCUUCAUUCAUCUGUUGCUCUUUUUGUUCAUAAAACAGUUCCCACUUCCCACUCAUCUAAUACCUGAUUAGAAUUCGGUUUA